AUCGACUUGAUAAACACUUGCUCCUUUGUUGCUCUGAUUUAGAGCACAAAGCAUGUCCCGACCAUGACGACCAAAACAGGAGACCAGGAGUCUCCUCAGGCUUCGGCCUCUCAAGUCGACCAACCCAGCGUCAAGCGCGCUCCACCCCCAGAAACCCCGGCCGCCCUCCAAACGCGAUUUCGAGUGAUAGCAGCCUUUUGGGCCGUAAUUAUAUUCCUUGGAUUCCCGAUAUGGUGGAAAACAACAUCGAUCUACCGGGCGUCUCUCCCAAUCGAGGAGAUGGUGGAUUGGGCUGAUAGCAAGGCGUGCCGGCCAGUCUUCCCUUUGGAAAUUCACCUUGCGACACCUUCGCUGCAAUCUUUCGAGGCCCAGCACCUCCUCCGCACCACGCAGCAUACCCUCGAUGAUCUCAACGAGUUCGCAGCUCAUCACCUUCGGCUUAAGUUGACCAACGGCAGCACGGCAGCAGGUCAUAACGGCAAAGACAGCCCGGAAAGUGUCAAAUAUCCUGCAGAGGAGACAGCGGAUAUUGCAUUGACUGUCCGAUUACUGCCCCAGGAUGGCCUAGCAGGUCCUUGCGACGACACAGCUCGAUAUCUUCUACCCGCCGAGCCAGGUCCCUGUACCUUCCUCCUCCAAUUCCCCCUCUCCACUUUCAUUGCGGCGGAGCUUCAGCGAUUGUAUAGUGAGGAGAAGGCUACUAUAGCGCACAUCUUGUCUGGAAAUACUGCUGGGCUUGAUUCGACCUCACCACAACUCGCCGAAGAGAUCGACCGAAGACUGCGCCGAUCGAUGAAAUAUGCUGAAACCUACCACCUCUCCUUCUCACUGUUUACCCCCAGAUCUGAACCUUCCUCGUGGGACAUUGAGGCUGCGGUGCACGAAUAUGUCUCCCCGCUCCUGCAGGCCUUGUCUCCUAUCAGCAAUUUCACUGUCGACACCCAAGUACAGCUCUAUGCGAACUUUGCACCCACUGCGCCAAAGCCUGAGUAUGAUGAGUCCGAGGCGGCAUGGACAUUGAAGAAAGAAGAUCUAAGUGCCUUCGUCAAUGCUGCCGAGUGGCCGCUGAACCCCAGCAUCGGCAGUGGCCCGACGAUCAAUUUCAUCCUCUAUGUCCCAGACCCCUCGCAGUCUCCACUCAUUAUCAAGGAGAACCAUGCUUCUAGUUGGAUGAUCCCCCAAUGGGGCGGAGUGUUCCUCCUUAACCCGCCGCUUUCCCAUACCGAUAACCAGGGUGGCCCGUCCAAUCCUGCCCAUCUUUCCCAGGACUCUUUAGGUCCUGCAUUCAUGACCUUCUCUCAUCAACUCCUCACCCUCCUCGGUACUCCAAGCACCCCCGCCUGCCUCCCACUCCGUCUCCAGACAUCUAUCCGCAUUCGCGCGGCCAGCUUGUUGCUCUCCGCCUCAUCAACAAUGGGCUCGCUUGCCCGUCUCACUGAGUCUUUACCCUCCAUCCCUAUCCCGGCAACCGUGGCUACUUCGGUCUCCACCACUCUCUCUCAUUUGGGUGCAUCCUGUGCUCACUUGCGAGAGGGUCGUUUCGGCGCUGCGCUUGCCAGCGCCCGAGUCGCGGAGACAGAAGCUGAGCGCAGCUUCUUCGAAAAGAGCAUGGUGGGUCAGGUAUAUUUCCCAGAUGAGCAUAAGGUGGCGGUUUAUCUGCCCCUUCUGGGACCAAUUGGCGUCCCUCUUCUUGUUGGGUUGCUCAAAGAGCUCAAGAGAAUUGCGGCUCGACGCAAGGCGAAGGGGGCAGCAUCGUAG
Molecule: messenger RNA, 1758 nt
Organism: Penicillium samsonianum
Lineage: Eukaryota; Fungi; Ascomycota; Eurotiomycetes; Eurotiales; Aspergillaceae
Gene: PIG-S
Product: GPI-anchored transamidase GPI17
Exons: 3
Coding region: 64-1758 (564 amino acids)
Biological process (GO): attachment of GPI anchor to protein
Cellular component (GO): GPI-anchor transamidase complex
Source: RefSeq, a predicted model, not a curated record